GUUAGAAUCUCUGAUCUAUAUUAAUUUGGAUGUAGAUUUAUAAUUGCAAUAUGCAGCUGUUCCCUGUGUGUGGCUGAUGGGUUACGGUAAGAAAAGGGCUCCUCUCGGAACUGGGACCCAAGUGGAGUGCUCCGCUUGCUGGCCCCGAUUCCAGUGAAAAAGAUGAAGCAAAAUGAAAUCUCGGCCACCUAAAAGCCAUCUCCUGGCCCUCCGUAAUGUAUACCAACCACACCAUAAAAAUGCUACUUUGUUCUGAGUUCUGCUAGAUCCUUCUCUCUCCCCGCCACUAGAACCACGCGUGUUAAUGAGCGAAAGCACUGAAAAGCACCAGCGUGCUGAGGUUUCUGCCCACACGUGCCUACAGCGAGCCGCCCGUUGUGUCAUCUGUGUGGCCGGCUGAACGGGGACUUGAACCUGGGUCCCAGCCCCACAUGCCACUCCUCUGGCUCACUGGCAAACUAAGCCUGGCUCUGCUGCUUUCUUGCCUGCAGAACUGCUCCCUGGAGGAGGCCCAAGGCUGCCUCGGCCUGACGCCAGCAGCAACAUGGAACCUCAACUGGAGGUCAGGCCCUCCGGCCGCAAGAGCGCCGGCAACUGGCGGCUGCAGUACGAGGAGUCCCGGAGCCGCAGAAACUCCAUCCCCCCCACGAAGACACCCACUGCCAAACACCUGCUGGCUUACCUGCCUCGGCCUCCCACGGAAAGUGGCAGAUACGGGACCUUUCCUCAGAAGCUCGAAUAUCCCCAACGACAGAUCGGUCCUUCUCCAGAGGAGGCUCAGCACGGUGGAGCAGGCCAGCUACAGUGCGGGGGUGCCUCCCAAGCACCGGCCCAGCGUCUCCAUCAAUACGGAGGAGCUGCCCCGGUACCACCGGUCGUCCAGGACCGACCCGCCUCCGCCCGCCCUGCUGCGGGACUUCAACGCCCGGCUCUAUCCCCAGCACGCUUUCAGCGCCCCCAGCAUCAUCAACUCCGCGCGGAACAAGACGCCGACCCGGAGCGUGAUCUCGGCGCCCUCCUCGGACAAAGGGCCGAGCAGGCGCUGCAAGCUCAUUGACGACGACCGGCAGUUCGGUGGCGGGAACAAGGGGCAGCGGCAGCGCUACGUGACCAAGGUGGGCAAGUGCCAGGUGAACCUGGGGAACAUCCAGGAGAAGAAGCGGUUCCUCUCCGACAUCUUCACCACCAUCGUGGAUCUCAAGUACCGCUGGUUCCUCUUCGUCUUCAGCAUGUGCUACGUCAUCACGUGGGUGGUCUUCGGCAUCAUGUACUACCUGGACGCCUGGAUACGAGACGACGUCAGCCACAUCGGGGACCCCGAGUGGAAGGCCUGCAUCGAGAACAUCGACAACUUCAUCUCUGCCUUACUGUUCUCCGUGGAGAGCCAGCGGACCAUUGGCUACGGCUCCCGCAUCGUGACGGCCCACUGCUCCGAGGGGGUGAUCUUGCUUAUGGCCCAGUCCAUCAUCGGCUCCAUGAUUGACGCCCUCAUGGUGGGAUGCAUGUUUGUCAAGAUCUCCAGGCCCAAGAAGCGUGCCCAGACCUUGAUAUUCAGCAAGAAGUGUGUGAUCUCCCACCGGGACGAGAAGCUCUGCCUCAUGUUCCGCAUCGGAGACCUCCGGGACAGCCACAUGGUGGAUGCCAAGAUACGGGCCAAGCUGAUCAAGUCCAGGCAGACGAAGGAAGGGGAGUUCAUCCCGCUGGAGCAGUCAGAGCUGAACCUGGGCUACGACACGGGUGAGGACCGCCUCUUCCUGGUGGAGCCACAGAUCAUUUGCCACGUCAUCAACGAGCUCAGCCCCUUCUGGGAGAUGUCUGCGGAAGCCCUGAAGAGGGAGCAGUUCGAGAUCAUCAUCAUCCUCGAGGGCAUUGUGGAAGCCACAGGAAUGACGUGCCAAGCCCGGACAUCCUACGUGGAGGACGAGAUCCUUUGGGGGCACCGUUUUGAGCCCUGCAUGACCCUGGAGAAAGGAGCCUUCCGUGUAGAUUACACCCGGUUUGAGAAGACGUUUGAAGUUCAGACCCCGCUGACCAGCGCCCGGGAGAUGUACGAGCUGCGAGAGAUGGAGAACCAGGACCAGUCGACGCUGAGCCUGUAUUGGGACCAUCUGGUGCACCCUUGCCUUUCGACGGACCUCAGUAAUGACGCUCGGCAGGGCGACGGGCCCAGCGAGGAAGGCCUCUCCAGGCUGGGAUUCUCCAACAUCACAGAGGAGAGAAGCAGCGAGUACCAGAAUCAGGGGGGUGAUGUCUGAGCUGCCUGGGCCGUCGCCGGAGGCUUCUGUUCAAUCCAAAAGAACUAUGGAGGAGAUCCUGGAGGCUGGUGGAAAGGCACGUGCCACAUUCGAUCUUCUCGCUUCCUCGUGCCGUGUGGAGCUUCCUGGCGGAGCUGCAUGGAACCUGGGGCGUUCUGGGGGUUGUCUGGCUCGAGCAGGACUUUGGAGCGAGGCCGGGCUUCGGGUUUCUCUCCCUAUCUCCGCUCCCCCGGACGGCUAAGACAUUGCUCACCACUGAAUUGCACUAUAUACGAGCUUCGGGGCUGGAACCUCGAGCAAUGCAUUCCUGAACCCAUGUCUGCUUAGGGCUCCUCGUUUCUAUGAGCCUAAGCCAGACCGCAAACCCAACACUCUUGGGGGAAGAAAACACACUGGAACCAUGUUUGCCGGCACGCCUGUUGCUGUCAAAGCUGGGGCGCUUACACCGUCGGGUUUCGUUUUUCAUUUUUUGCUUUGAGAUAAACCGUGAGAAAAAUGGAGGGGGGUACGUGCCCAGUUCUCGGGCUGCCUCCCUCACUAUGCCACAUAUGGUAGGUGCCCGGCGCUGCGGUACCCCCAAUACAGAGGUGUCUCACCUUUUACAGUGCCAUACAGACUCUUGGUGGAUGUCGUCCCCCUUCCUCUCCCCGUGUGUGUCGGUGGACCGUCCUCCUCCUCUUUGCCUAAGGGAACCCCACAGUCCCUUCACUGUGGCUGCUGCCAAGUGAAAUCAUUUUUACAAGAAGCCACACGCUUUUGCAAAAAGGACCUGGGGAACGGGUGGGCAGUGGAUGGGCAAAUAAAAGCCUUCGGAACAGC
Messenger RNA from Varanus komodoensis (Komodo dragon), 3074 nucleotides. Its product is annotated as G protein-activated inward rectifier potassium channel 4-like. The transcript is spliced from 3 exons. The record is from RefSeq and is a predicted model, not a curated record. Gene Ontology annotation, molecular function: inward rectifier potassium channel activity. Gene Ontology annotation, biological process: potassium ion import across plasma membrane; regulation of monoatomic ion transmembrane transport. The coding region runs from base 432 to 2255 and encodes 607 amino acids. NCBI's taxonomy places the organism in Eukaryota, Metazoa, Chordata, Lepidosauria, Squamata, Varanidae. Gene Ontology annotation, cellular component: plasma membrane.